AGUGAUGCUUGUCAGUUGUCCUCGAAACGAGUUUUGGGAACAAGUGAGUCAAGUUCACAACAAACUAAUUGAGGAAGAUGGGUUCAGAUUACAAAGCAGUGGUCGACUCGGCGAGACGGACUUUCGAUUCCGGUAAAACCAGGGAGAAAUCUUGGCGCAUUGCACAAUUACAGGGUCUCAAUCGACUUUUGAUUGAGAAUGAAACGCUUCUAUGUGAUGCUCUCUACAGAGAUCUCCAUAAAUCUCGGAUGGAGUCCAUGGGAUCCGAGGUGGAUUUCGUGAAAAAUGACAUCAUCGGAGCUCUUCGGGACCUGGACGAGUGGAUGGCUCCAAAACCUGCCCGCAAAACGCUUCCAACUCUCUUGGACUCCUUAAUGGUUGUUCCAGAACCUUACGGAGUGGUUCUGGUGAUUGGAGCUUGGAACUACCCGUUGAACCUGACUCUAACACCCCUGGUUGGAGCCAUUUCUGCGGGAAACUCGGCCAUUUUGAAGCCCUCAGAGCUAUCUCCACACACUGCUCGUGCCUUGGAACAACUCAUUCCGAAAUACUUAGACAACGAGUCGAUCAAGGUUAUCAAUGGAGGCAUUCCGGAGACCACUUCCCUUUUAAAACAACGUUUCGACUACGUAUUUUACACCGGAAGCACACAAGUGGGAAGGAUCAUUCGACAGAGCACGAAUCAGUUUUUGACCCCUUGUACUUUAGAGCUGGGCGGCAAAAGCCCAAUCUAUGUGGAUAGUACGGUUGAUAUCAAGACCACCGCUAAGCGACUGCUUUGGGGGAAAAUUGUGAAUGUGGGACAAACCUGCAUUGCUCCGGACUACUUGCUUUGCUCCAAAGAUAUCGAGAAGCAACUCAUUGCCGAGUUCAAGCCUUUGCUGGCCCAGUGGUUCCCCAAAGGUGCCAAGGCCUCCCCUGACUAUGGACGGAUUGUGACAAAAAAUCACUUUGAGCGUCUGAGCAAACUCGUCAAGAGCUCUUCCGGCAAAGUGGUAUUAGGGGGGGAACAAGAUGCAGCUGAGCUGUUCAUGGGCUUUACCGUCCUCACCGAUGUCUCACCCAAGGACGCCAUCAUGCAGGAGGAGAUUUUCGGACCCAUUCUCCCCAUAGUCAAUGUCAAUUCAGCUCAGGAAGCCGUGGACUUCAUCAACGGACGUGAAAAGCCUCUUUCACUCUAUUUGUAUUCAUAUGAUAAGAAGGUCCAAGACCUGUUCAUUUCACGGACAUCCAGUGGGGGAUUGACCAUCAACGAAUGCCUAUUGCAAUUAAGCAUCGACUCCCUUCCAUUUGGGGGAGUGGGGAAUAGUGGUAUGGGCGCUUACCAUGGCACGGCUUCGUUUGAAACCUUUAGUCACGGCAAAUCCGUGCUCAUCCGGGAUUUGGGAUGGUUGGGCGAGACUUUGGGAUCCGUGAGAUAUCCUCCGUACACAACUCGAAAUGAGACCGUGAUGAAAAUGCUCUUGAAGAACCGAAAGUUGCCGUCCUUGGGCGUGCUCGGAUAUGUGGGUAGCUUUGCGCUCGGAGCUCUAGCUACCACGUGGGGCAUGGUUUCGUCGUUCAAGGAUAUGUGGGCAUAAGAAUGACACAAAGCAUGACACAGAGAUAAAGAGAGACAGACAGAAAAUAUACGACCUCUAAUCGACGCCUCA
Messenger RNA from Tigriopus californicus, 1652 nucleotides. Its product is annotated as aldehyde dehydrogenase, dimeric NADP-preferring-like. Gene Ontology annotation, cellular component: cytoplasm. The record is from RefSeq and is a predicted model, not a curated record. Gene Ontology annotation, molecular function: aldehyde dehydrogenase (NAD+) activity. The coding region runs from base 78 to 1580 and encodes 500 amino acids. Lineage: Eukaryota; Metazoa; Arthropoda; Copepoda; Harpacticoida; Harpacticidae. Gene Ontology annotation, biological process: aldehyde metabolic process. The transcript has 5 exons.